AUGUCUUUUUUCAAUUUCAAAGGUUUUGGUAGAAAUUCAAAGAAAAAUAAGAAUCAAAAUCAUAAUGCUGUGCUCACCCCAACGCCGCCUCCUACUAUCCAAUCAUCCAUAUACUCAAGCCCUCAUAAUAGCAGUUCAAAGCUUUCUCUAAGGAAAAAUAACGCAAGUAAUAAGACAUCGCCUACUAGAAGUAGUUACUCAUCGACAACUCAUGCCCAACAAAUACAGCAACAGAACCUUACACAACAACAAAAUAUAUCAGCAUCAUCUUCGUCCUCUUCAACAGUUCCGUCACAGCAAAUCAUGUUCCUGAGUGAGCCUUUUGUAAGGACAGCACUUGUGAAAGGUUCAUUCAAAACGAUAGUACAAUUGCCAAAAUAUGUUGACAUAGGUGAAUGGAUAGCACUCAAUGUUUUCGAGUUCUUCACAAACUUAAAUCAGUUCUACGGUGUCAUAGCUGAAUAUGUUACCCCCGAUGCCUACCCAACCAUGAAUGCCGGACCACAUACAGAUUAUCUGUGGCUUGAUGCUAAUAAUAGACAAGUUUCACUUCCCGCAAGUCAAUACAUUGAUUUAGCCCUCACUUGGAUAAAUAACAAAGUUAAUGACAAAAAUUUGUUUCCAACAAAAAAUAACGUCCCAUUCCCUCACGUCUUUCUCAGAGAUGUCCAGAGGAUAAUGAUUCAAAUGUUCAGAAUUUUCGCCCACAUUUACCAUCAUCACUUUGAUAAAAUAAUUCAUCUGUCACUGGAAGCUCAUUGGAACUCUUUUUUCGCUCAUUUUAUCAGUUUCGUCAAAGAAUUCGACAUUAUUGACAAGAAAGAAAUGUUACCGUUGGCACCGUUGAUUGAGAGCUUCGAAAAGCAAGGCAAAAUUAUUUAA
Molecule: messenger RNA, 882 nt
Organism: Kazachstania africana CBS 2517
Lineage: Eukaryota; Fungi; Ascomycota; Saccharomycetes; Saccharomycetales; Saccharomycetaceae
Gene: MOB2
Product: Mob2p
Exons: 2
Coding region: 1-882 (293 amino acids)
Biological process (GO): cell division; signal transduction; positive regulation of protein phosphorylation
Cellular component (GO): cytoplasm; nucleus
Molecular function (GO): protein kinase activator activity
Source: RefSeq, a predicted model, not a curated record